AUGUAUCCGUACGACAGAAGCAACGGCGGAUCCACGCCACCUAGUAACCCGUACUAUCGCUCAACCAAACCGCUCCAACACGAUCAUUCAGAGCUAAUGCGUCUGCAGAGCAAACGCGAACAACAGAACUACCAACGUGGAGACGACGAUCAAUCGUCCUUCAACUUCGAUACCCCAACCACAGCACCGUUCCUGACAAUUUACAAUCCAGAAAGUAACCCCUUUACAAGAAAAAACUCUCGACCUUUGAAUGACCCAUAUUUGUAUGAACUCGACAACAUAAACCAAAAGAAAGAUGAGAGCUUGCCCAGCUUACCUGUCAAGGAAAGCUCAAAUCCAUACUACUACAAUAAAGAAGGGCAGGAUUUGCCCCCACCACCACCACCUAAUAAAAAUCCAUUCGAGGAUCAUGAUAACCCAUUUGAGAACCCCACUUGGUACCAUGUAUCUUCCAUGAACCACGAACACUCCUCUGAUAUCCCACCUCCUCCCCCACCUCCCAACGAUUUUGAUGAUGGAUAUCGAUCUACUGGAGGAAUUUUCUUGGAUUCAAAGAAUUACCACCAAUCGGAGGAUUCUGGUGCUCCACACAGUGAUGAAGAUUAUAGAAUGCAUGAAAUGGAAAAGCAAAGACUCCGACUUCUUCGCCGUAAACCAAGAUUCCACUUUACUAGACUUCCAUACUUCACUAUAAUAGCCACUACCAUUCAGGUUUGUGUAUUUAUAGCAGAAUUGGCAAAAAUGGCACAGCUAACAGGCUCUGCAUUUCAAACUAAGCCAUACUUCAAUCCAAUGCUUGGACCUUCGACGUAUUUGCUUAUUAACAUGGGGGCCAGGUAUGUUCCUUGCAUGCAUCAGAUCACCGAUGUUACUAAUGAUACUUCUAUCCUGUUUCCAUGCGCCAACCUGACUUCUGUUGAUACCAAUGUAUGUUCCUUACCUGAAUUAUGUGGAAUGCUGGGGAUUCCAGAAGUAAACGAUGCUUACAUUCCACAUCAGUGGUAUAGAGUAAUAACGCCCAUCUUCUUGCAUGCAGGGUUCCUUCACAUCUUAUUCAAUUUGUUAUUGCAAGUAACAAUGGGUGCGACGAUUGAAAGGCAAAUCGGUUGGCUCAAGUAUUCCAUAAUCUACAUGAUGUGUGGUAUAUCUGGGUUUGUUUUGGGAGCUAAUUUUUCACCAGAUGGAAUUGCAUCAACAGGAGCACUGGGAGCUUUAUUUGGAAUCUUGGCUGUCAAUAUGCUCUGUUUCAUUUAUUGUGGUAAAAAGAAUACCAAUUUGUACGGAACUAAAAAAUUUGGAUUGUUCAUUGGUAUAAUGAUAUUGGAAAUGCUUGUCUCAUUUGUAUUAGGCUUAUUACCUGGAAUGGAUAAUUUUAGUCACAUUGGUGGAUUUGCCAUGGGGUUGGCAAUGGGAGUUGCUUUACUUCCUGAUCCUUGUAUUGUUUACAUCGAUAGUAUUAUUGUCUAUGAUGGAAACUCUUCAACUAUGCGUCAAUUUUUAGAUAACUGGAGCCCCUUCCAUGAUUGGGAACACAAAAUUCCACAUAGAGUAUACUUAUGGAUGUCUCUCAGAUUUGUUGCUUUGGGUUUAGCUGCUGCUUACCUAGGUGCUCUUUUGAAGAACUUCUUUAUAUCCGGACUAGCACCAGAAAAUAACUCUUGCAAAUGGUGCAAAUACAUAAAUUGUAUUCCAGUAAAUGGUUGGUGUGAUUUAGGAAAUGUUGAAGUUACCACUAGUACUGUGAGUUCAGGAAACUCAGCUUCAGCGACACAAACGCCAACCACAGGAACAGCAACAGCUACUAAUGCUGCAGAUUCUGACUCAACUUCGAAUCCAAAUGAAGCAGUGGUUACUAGUACCACCACUUUACCCGCUAACAUAGGCAAUACCCAAACAACAGCAGCUGCUACCACUACUGAUAAUACCGGUGGAUUCAAGAAGAGGAAGGAGUAUGAAGUUUUUGAAAAGUUCAAAAUAAGUAGCAAUGAUUAUGAAAUCACCAAGACAUUAUCGCUGCCUGAUUCAAUUAUAGGAGAGCAAAAUUUUGGAGUUGGAGUUGGAUUCUAUCUCAUAAUCGGAUUCAUCACCUUUAGAUUUAUGAAGAACAAGAACUGGAUAUAG
Messenger RNA from Dujonia railenensis, 2121 nucleotides. The record is from the annotation of a GenBank genome assembly. NCBI's taxonomy places the organism in Eukaryota, Fungi, Ascomycota, Pichiomycetes, Serinales, Debaryomycetaceae.